UUCUUUCACGAGCUGUACAUGUUUCACUCAUAUAGAUUGUCUUUUUGUCACUGUCUUUUUCAUCACCUGUAUCUAUAAAUUCACACUCUAGUUUCAUUCUCUCAUCACAACUCAUCACAAAACAAUUCUCUCAUCAAAACUCUUGUUUCAUUUUCUAUUCAUUCUCUCAUCACAACUCAAACUAUUUUUUUUUAAAGAUUCCAAAAAAAUGGAUGAGUCUUUCGAUCGAGCUUUUGAUCAGUAUUAUGAUUACCAUUUCGAUGCAGCAUUUGAGAGUUUGAACAAUCAAAGAGGUGGUCAAGAAGAAGAAGAAGAAGAAGAACAACAAGAAGUGGUAAAAAAACAAAGAAAAAAAAGAGUAGUUAUCGAACGAAAUCGCGAAGAAGGCCAUCAACGGUUAUGGAACGAUUAUUUCAGUGACACUCCUACAUAUCAGGAAAAUCAAUUUCGAAGAAGAUUUAGAAUGAACAAGUCAUUGUUCAUGCGUAUUGUUGACCGCCUCUCCAAUGAAGUUCCAUACUUUCGUCAAACACAAGACGUUACCGGAAGAAGUGGUCUCUCUACACUUCAGAAGUGUACAGCCGCAAUUCGUGUCUUGGCAUAUGGUUCUGCCUUCGAUGCGGUCGACGAAUACAUCCGGCUCGCUGCAAGCACGGCUCGGUUAUGUGUGGAAAAUUUUGUGGAAGCAAUAAUAGAUUUGUUCGGCGAUCAGUACCUAAGGAGACCAACGCAAGAUGAUCUUCAGCGUCUACUUCAUCUUGGAGAGGUUCGUGGAUUUCCCGGUAUGAUAGGAAGCAUCGAUUGUAUGCAUUGGGAGUGGAAGAAUUGUCCCACCAGUUGGAAAGGACAAUUUUCUCGUGGUUCGGAAAAACCCACAAUCGUUUUAGAGGCGGUUGCUGAUUAUGAUCUCUGGAUAUGGCAUGCGUUCUUUGGACUUCCAGGUACACUAAAUGAUAUCAAUAUUCUUGAUCGCUCACCUGUUUUCGAUGACAUCAUACAUGGCCAAGCUCCACAAGUGAAUUUCUUGGUGAACGGAAACCCUUAUUCAAUGGCUUACUAUCUCACCGAUGGUAUUUAUCCUAAAUGGGCAACUUUUAUCCAAUCUAUACCACUUCCACAAGGACGAAAAGCAGUUUUAUUUGCUAAAACUCAAGAAGCUGUCCGAAAAGAUGUCGAGCGUGCUUUCGGAGUCUUGCAAGCACGAUUUGCCAUUGUCAAAAAUCCAGCACGUUGUUGGGACAUACUCAAGAUUGGGAAGAUUAUGAGAGCAUGUAUCAUACUCCAUAAUAUGAUAGUGGAAAACGAACGAGUUGAUCGCACUCAAUACGACACUUCGGGUUUCCAACCGGGAGAAGACGGCGAAAGUUCAAGUGCCGAUCAGACCUUUUUCAUAGAUACCCCUCCAAGUAUCUCCAAUCAAGAUAGUGUUAUAAUAAGUAUGCGUGAUAAACCAGCGCAUCAACGACUGAAACGUGAUUUGGUUGAACAUAUAUGGCGUAGAUUUGGACGUGAUCAACGCAACAACUAA
Molecule: messenger RNA, 1528 nt
Organism: Raphanus sativus (radish)
Lineage: Eukaryota; Viridiplantae; Streptophyta; Magnoliopsida; Brassicales; Brassicaceae
Product: protein ALP1-like
Exons: 1
Coding region: 209-1528 (439 amino acids)
Source: RefSeq, a predicted model, not a curated record